Messenger RNA from Scleropages formosus (Asian bonytongue), 3712 nucleotides. It is a transcript of the gene grip1, whose product is annotated as glutamate receptor interacting protein 1. Lineage: Eukaryota; Metazoa; Chordata; Actinopteri; Osteoglossiformes; Osteoglossidae. The transcript is spliced from 26 exons. Gene Ontology annotation, biological process: neurotransmitter receptor transport, endosome to postsynaptic membrane. Gene Ontology annotation, molecular function: protein binding. The coding region runs from base 273 to 3695 and encodes 1140 amino acids. The record is from RefSeq and is a predicted model, not a curated record.
UGGAGAAACUGUAAGGCGAGGAGGCGUGGGGCGUGCUCCCCCGGCUGCUUUUCGCCCCGUCCGGUAGUGCCUGUAUCUCUCUCCCACCCACUCCAGGCUGCGGGAGACUCGGCGCUCAGUUCCACCGGCCGCGGAGCAGCGGAUAAUAUGAGACAGGGCGGCCCAUAGGGGCGAGGAAGACCCGCGCGCGCACACACACACACUCUCUGUAGCUGACAUGCGCCCCGCGUCUGCCUUCCACACGCUCUGAAUGCUCACACGCCGUGAAGGAAAUGCCCGGCUGGAAGAAGAACAUUCCCGCCUGUCUGCAGGCUGAGCAGGACGGAGAUGAGGGGCCAUACUCAAAGCCCUCCAAUUCCUCCAAGCCACCGGAUGGAGCACUGGCCGUCAGGAGACAGAGUAUCCCAGAUGAGUUCAAGGGCUCCACCAUGGUGGAGCUGAUGAAGAAGGAGGGCACCACCCUGGGCCUCACCGUGUCUGGGGGCAUCGACAAGGAUGGCAAGCCCCGCGUGUCCAACCUGCGGCAGGGAGGCAUCGCUGCUAGGAGUGAUCAGUUGAACGUUGGGGACUACAUUAAGUCUGUCAACGGGAUCAACUUGACCAAGUUCCGCCAUGAUGAGAUCAUCAGCCUUCUGAAGAACGUGGGCGAGCGGGUUGUCCUGGAGGUGGAGUACGAGUUGCCCCCUGUCUCUGUUCAGGGCUCAGGGGUGAUGUUCAAAACAGUUGAAGUGACAUUGCACAAGGAAGGCAAUACUUUUGGAUUUGUUAUAAGAGGGGGCGCCCAUGAGGACAGGAACAAGUCCCGCCCUGUCGUCAUAACAACCGUGAGGCCUGGAGGUCCAGCCGACAGGGAGGGCACCAUCAAGCCAGGGGACCGGCUGCUGAGCAUCGAUGGCAUCCGACUGCACGGCACCUCCCACACAGAGGCCAUGAGCAUCCUCAAACAGUGUGGCCAAGAGGCUACGCUGCUCAUUGAAUACGACGUGUCCGUCAUGGAUUCAAUAGGCACUGCGUCAGGGCCGCUCCUCGUUGAGGUGGCCAAGUCGCUCGGCUCCAGCCUGGGAAUUGCAUUAUCUACCUCUAUGUACUGUAACAAGCAGGUCAUCAUCAUCGACAAGGUUAAACCCGCCAGCAUUGCAGACAGGUGUGGAGCGCUGCACGCAGGUGACCACAUCCUGUCAGUGGACGGCACCAGCAUGGAGUACUGCACCUUGGCAGAGGCCACACAGCUGCUGGCCAGCGCUUGCGAGCACGUCAAGAUUGAGAUCCUACCCCACCAUCAGACUCGUCUGGCCCUUAAGGGCCCGGAGCAGGUCAAGGUGCAGCGCAGCAACCGGCCGCUUCCCUGGGAAUCCUGUGGCAACAACAACAGCAACUUCAUGCCCUACCAGCACUAUAACACCUACCACCCCGAUCAUUCCCGGACACAGGCCUCCAAACACCAGAAAUCCUCUCCAAACAACCCCCCGCUGGGCACCUCCUUCUCGCCUACCUCCAUGAGCGCCUACAGCCUCAGCUCCCUCAACAUGGGCACCCUGCCUCGCAACAUGUACCCGACCAGCCCUCGCGGCACCAUGAUGAGGCGGAAGCUCAAGAAGAAGGAUCACAAGAGUUCCUUGUCCCUCGCCUCCAGUACGUUGGGUCUUGCCGGCCAGGUUGUCCACACAGAGACCACCGAGGUCACCCUCAUCAGUGACUCCAUCAUGGGCUUUGGGAUCCAGCUACAAGGGGGUGUGUUCGCCACAGAGACCCUGACCUCUCCUCCGCUCAUCGCCUACAUCGAUCCGGACAGCCCAGCGGAGAGGUGUGGGAUUCUGCAGAUUGGUGACCGCAUAUUGGCCAUCAAUGGCAUCCCCACAGAGGACAGCACCCUGGAGGAGGCCAACCAGCUCCUGCGAGAUUCCAGCAUCACCAGCAAGGUCACCCUGGAGAUCGAGUUUGACGUGGCAGAAUCGGUUAUUCCCAGUAGCGGCACUUUUCACGUGAAGCUACCAAAGAAGACUGGUGUGGAGCUGGGCAUCACCAUCAGUUCUCCAUCCAGCAGGAAACCUGGAGAUGCACUCAUCAUCUCGGACAUCAAGAAAGGCAGCGUUGCUCACAGGACAGGAACGCUGGAACUCGGGGACAAGCUGCUGGCCAUCGACAACAUCCGGCUGGACAACUGCUCCAUGGAGGACGCCGUGCAGAUCCUCCAGCAGUGUGAAGACCUUGUGAAGCUGAAGAUCCGCAAAGACGAGGACAACUCAGACGAGCAGGAGAGUUCUGGUGCCAUCAUUUACACAGUGGAGCUGAAGCGCUAUGGAGGCCCACUGGGCAUCACCAUUUCAGGCACCGAGGAACCCUUCGACCCCAUAAUCAUCUCCAGUCUGACCAAGGGAGGCCUGGCCGAGAGGACCGGCGCCAUCCACAUCGGUGACCGAAUCCUGGCCAUCAACAGCAACAGCCUAAAAGGCAAGCCGCUGAGUGAGGCCAUCCACCUGCUGCAGAUGGCCGGAGAGUCCGUCACCCUGAAGAUCAAGAAGCAGGGCGAGCUGACGAGCCCCAAGAAGUGCUCUGUCUCAGGGCGCCUCAGUGAGCUCAGCGACGUCGAGGAUGACGCACAGGCGGGUCCCAAGCCCAGCAAACUCUCUGACAUCUACUCCACAACCAUCCCCAGCGUGGACAGUGCCGUGGAGUCCUGGGAUGGCUCCGCCAUUGACACAGCCUUCAGCAGCCAGGCUCCGGCGUACCAGGCAACAGGCUACAGUUUCCACAACCAGGAAUGGAGGAACACCAAGAUGCGGGGCAGCCUGUCACCUGUCACGUCCCGCCAAAGAAACAACAUCUUCCAGGACCUGGGACUGAGUGACGACGAGUGGGAGCGACCCACCACCAGUGGAGCUGCCACACUGCCCACUGGCUUCAUCACGGACAGCAGGUUCACUGUAGGUCACGAUGGAACAGAACCCGACCAGGAGGAGAACUUCUGGUCCCAGGCCCUGGAAGACCUGGAAACAUGUGGCCAGUCUGGGAUCUUGCGGGAGCUGGAGGACAAGCCAGACAGGCUUCUGAAUAAGAGAAACCUGACCAUCUUGGCCACCAUCAUGUCAGGCAGCACUCUGAGCCUGAACCACGACCCCGCUCCCCUGCGUAGCCACCUGGGUCGCCAGGCCAGCUUCCAGGAGCGCAGCACUAGCCGACCCCAGUACACCCAGGCCAACCGUAGCAACACGCUGCCCAGCGACCCUGGGCGCCGGGCAUUCGCCAUGAGGAAGAUGAAGCAGGAGAUCAAGGACAUCAUGUCGCCAACACCGGUGGAGUUGCAUAAGGUGACACUGUACAAAGAGUCAGACACAGAAGACUUUGGGUUCAGUGUGUCUGACGCACUCCUUGAGAAGGGAGUGUACGUGAACAACAUUCGCCCCAAUGGACCUGCAGACCUCGGUGGCCUCAAGCCGUACGACAGACUGCUCCAGAUCAACCAUGUUCGCACAAGAGAUUUUGACUGCUGCCUUGUGGUUCCUCUGAUUGCCGAGUCAGGAAACAAACUAGACUUAGUGAUCAGCAGGAACCCUCUGGCCUCACAAACUUCGGCAGACCCAAGCCAAGUUCCUGCAGAGGUGCCGGUGGACUGGAACGAGCCAGGCGAUGGCCUACAGACCCAGGACUCCAGACUUACAGGCGGAGAAGCCAGAGAUCCAACCAAGACAUUAUAGCAGCGCAGGAUGCAGCC